UCUGCCAGUUGACUUGGAGGUGGCGCAGUUUGUCCUUUUGCCGGAGCGGCUCAGUCUCCCGGCAGCUUGUACGUUACAACCCAGGCGCUGAGUGAGGACGGCUGGUCCCCUAGUAAGCUCUACGUGUCUGCCCGCUCGGCAUUUUCAGCUACGACUCUCAGGGAGUAGGAGCCAGGAUGUUGGGCGCCGUGACGGAGCUAAUCAACCGCACGCUUGAUUUCUACAGCUGGAGCCUUACUAUCUCAGACAAACGUGUUGAAAAAUGGCCUUUGAUGCACUCUCCAUUACCUACUCUGACUAUAAGCACCUUAUAUCUUCUUAUUGUUUGGUUGGGACCCAAAUGGAUGAAACACAAGGAACCAUUCCAGUUACGCUUCCCAUUGAUUAUCUACAAUUUUGGGAUGGUCAUUCUGAAUUUCUUCAUAUUUAAAGAGCUAUUUUUAGGAGCAAAAGCUGCAGGAUACAGUUAUAUAUGCCAGAGUGUUGAUUAUUCUGAUGAUGUUAAUGAAGUCAGAGUAGCUUCAGCACUCUGGUGGUACUAUGUCUCCAAAGGAGUUGAAUAUUUUGACACAGUAUUUUUCAUACUAAGGAAAAAGUUCAACCAGAUCAGUUUUCUACAUGUGUAUCACCACUGUACAAUGUUUACAUUGUGGUGGAUUGGAAUCAAAUGGGUGGCUGGUGGUCAGUCAUUUUUUGGUGCACAUAUGAAUGCCUUGAUCCAUGUUGUGAUGUACUUGUAUUAUGGAUUAGCUGCCUGUGGACCACAUCUUCAGAAAUAUUUGUGGUGGAAAAGAUAUUUGACAAUAUUACAGCUGGUUCAGUUCCAUGUGACGAUUGGCCACACAGCUCUUUCACUUUACAUUGAUUGCCCCUUUCCCAAAUGGAUGCACUGGGCACUGAUUGUGUAUGCAGUUACCUUUAUUGUACUCUUUGCUAAUUUUUACUAUCAGACAUACAAAGAACCUAAAGGACCUUCAAAGUCUGGAAAAGUUAGCAUGAAUGGAAAAGCAGUGAUGAAUGGAGCAGUCACCAAUGGGACAGCACACAAGCUAGAGAACAAAGUGGGCCUGGAAAAUGGUCGGAAAAAGAAAAAGGGCAAAGCUAAGAAAGAAUGACCCCAAGCCUUAAAGUAUUUUGAUGUAUUUAUUCAACAAUAGGAUAAGACACUGCUCUAAAUAUCUAGAGAUAACAAUUGUACUAAUAUUUUUGAUUAUGGGUUUGAUCUGGAAAUGUGAAACCUUUUUUAGGUAUAAAUGAAUAUUCUUCACUGGAACUGCCCUUUAUUUAUUCCUCCCUGCGUCUUGUGCUGUAGCUAGUGAUGCUCUAUUUUUAACAUGUUUCUCUGUGGGGAGGAAUAUAUUUCCAGUUGGCUUGUGAAUUGCAAGGGCGUUCCUAGGGAAUAAUAUGUUUUAGCAGUAGAGCAUUUCUGUAACCAGCAAUUCAGACGAUUAAAUGGGAGGCAGAAAUCACUGGAAGAAAAGUUUAAAGGAGGGAUAAUUAUAUUCUGCUAGCAGUUAAGCAUGUCAAAAUAUUAUGGCAUGUUCUUCUCCUUGGUUCAAUAAAGUAAAAGAUGCAAUUGUAUAUAAUUGCCAUACAAAGGGAAAAAAAGAAUGUGGAGUUUAAAUUUGCAGAGGCCACUAGUGUUAGACAUUUGAAAUCUCUUAUCACCAUUAAAUGUUUUAACAACAAAUUGUCCCCUGGUAGAAAGUGAUUUCUAAUACUUUAUACUUUGUCAUUUAUUAGUUUGUUUGUGCGUGUGUUUGUCUCUGUAAACCUUGGUGCUAAGCAUAGCAACCAAACAUCAGCACCAGUCUCUCAGCACUCAGAUAGGUAACUACACAGGAGCUUUACUGUUUAACUCUUCAAAAUCAUGUAUCAGGUUACAGUAUGAUAAGCCCUUUCAGUGCCAAUGUUUAUUUUUUCCAGUAAAACAUUUCAGGUGCUGAGGACUGACAAUGCUGAACCUCUGUUCAGUGAAAUAAAAACACACUAGAGCAGCAA
Molecule: messenger RNA, 2001 nt
Organism: Bombina bombina (fire-bellied toad)
Lineage: Eukaryota; Metazoa; Chordata; Amphibia; Anura; Bombinatoridae
Gene: ELOVL4
Product: ELOVL fatty acid elongase 4
Exons: 6
Coding region: 177-1115 (312 amino acids)
Biological process (GO): very long-chain fatty acid biosynthetic process; fatty acid elongation, saturated fatty acid; fatty acid elongation, monounsaturated fatty acid
Cellular component (GO): endoplasmic reticulum membrane; endoplasmic reticulum
Molecular function (GO): fatty acid elongase activity
Source: RefSeq, a predicted model, not a curated record